Molecule: messenger RNA, 1913 nt
Organism: Salvia splendens (bonfire salvia)
Lineage: Eukaryota; Viridiplantae; Streptophyta; Magnoliopsida; Lamiales; Lamiaceae
Product: L-ascorbate oxidase homolog
Exons: 2
Coding region: 98-1897 (599 amino acids)
Molecular function (GO): oxidoreductase activity; copper ion binding
Source: RefSeq, a predicted model, not a curated record
UAAGACGAACGAUGUAAGAAACUCUCACUCCCUCUCUCUCUCUCUCCUAGUUUGUUGAAGGAAGUUGAAACUUGAAACCCAAAUUAAGAUAAACAACAUGAGAAACUCAAGGCAAACCAUCCUUCCCCACGCCCUUCACUCCCACCAUCGAUUCCUCCUCACCCUCCAAAUAAAAAAUCACCUCCACUCUCUCGCUCUCUCUCCUCCAAACAACCACCAACAAACCAAAAUGACCCUUCCAAAACCCCCCUCCCUCUCUCUCCUCUUCCUCCUCCUUCUCGGCGCGGCCCACGCCGAGGACCCCUACCACUUCCACACGUGGAAUGUCAAAUACGCGACCCUCUCGCCCCUCGGCUCCCCCGAGCAGGUCAUCACCAUCAACGACGAGUUCCCCGGCCCCCGCAUCAAUGGCACCUCCAACAACAACAUCGUCGUCAACAUCUUCAACCACCUCGACGAGCCCGUCCUCUUCACGUGGAACGGCAUCCAGCAGCGCAAGAACUCGUGGCAGGAGGGCCUCCCCGGCACCAACUGCCCCAUCCCGCCCGGCACCAACAUGACCUACAAGUUCCAGGUUAAGGACCAGAUCGGCAGCUACUACUACUACCCCUCCACCUCCCUCCACCGCGCCACGGGCGGCUACGGCCCGAUCACCGUCCACAGCCGCGAGCUCAUCCCCGUCCCGUAUGCCUUCCCCGAGGCCGAGCACAUUGCCCUCGUCGGCGACUGGUACACCAAGCCCCUCCCCGACCUCCUCAAGCUCCUCGACUCCGGCCGCAGCCUCGGACGACCCGACGGCGUCGUCAUCAACGGAAAAAGCGGGAAAAUUGAAAAAAAACCUAACCAUAAGGAAGAGCCGAUGUUCACCAUGCUACCUGGCAAAACCUAUAGAUACAGAUUCUGCAACGUCGGGAUGAAGAACUCGAUCAAUAUCCGAUUCCAGAAGCAUUCGAUCAAGCUCGUGGAGAUCGAAGGAUCGCACACGGUCCAGAACAUCUACGACUCGCUCGACGUUCAUCUCGGGCAAUGCUACUCCGUCCUGGUGACCGCCGACCAGGAGCCCGGGGACUACUACCUGAUCGCGUCGACACGGUUCACGAAGGAGGUCCUGUCGGCGACGGCGCUCGUGCGGUACGUCGGCGGGAAAGCCCCGCCGCCGGCGGAGAUGCCGGCGCCGCCGGUGGGGUGGGCGUGGUCGCUGAAUCAGUUCCGGUCGCAGCGGUGGAAUUUGACGGCCAGCGCGGCGCGGCCGAAUCCGCAGGGGUCGUACCACUACGGGAAGAUUAAUAUCACGAGGACGAUCAAGGUCGUGAACAGCGCGGGAGCGGUGGACGGGAGGCUGAGGUACGCGAUCAACGGGGUGUCGCACGUGAAUCCGGAGACGCCGCUGAAGCUGGCGGAGUAUUUUAGGGUUGCGGAUAAGGUUUUCAAGUACAAUCUGAUGAAGGAUUAUCCCGGCCAGGCCGGGGAGAAGAUUACGGUGGCGCCGGACGUGGUGAAUGCGACGUAUAGGGAUUUUAUUGAGAUUGUUUUUGAGAAUCCGGAGAAGAGUGUGCAGAGUUGGCAUUUGGCUGGUUAUUCGUUCUUCGCCGUCGCGAUAGAGCCAGGGAAAUGGACACCGGCGAGGCGAAGCAACUACAAUCUCUUAGACGCUGUGAGCCGGAACACCAUCCAAGUAUACCCGGGAUGCUGGGCGGCGAUCAUGCUGACGAUGGAUAAUGCAGGAAUGUGGAAUUUGAGGGCGGGCUCUACCGAGAGGGCCUAUUUAGGGCAGCAGCUCUAUUUUAGCGUGCUCUCGCGGGAGCUCUCUCUCCGCGAUGAGUACAAUAUCCCUGACGAUCAAUUGCUAUGCGGGAUCGUCAAGGACAUGCCAAGACCUAAAUUGUACACCAUUUGAUUUUUUUUAAUUGCAA